AUGCAGGUUAAUGAUAUUGAUUCCUAUUUUAAAUCUCUUCUACGAAUCGAAAAAGUUGAAAAUGAAAAGGAUGAUCAAGUGGCAUUCAGGUAAGUGAUUGACUAGACCAUCUGGCAAGCUCUACCGUAUCAGGUUCAAACUUCAAAAAACUUUUCUUUUUUUCAAAGUAAUUUUUCGGUAAUUUUGUUUGCAUAUUGUUGAUGUAAACAUCUCGAGAUAAUGGACAUACAGUUCGAAAAAAGUUUCAAUGAACACUACUAGAUAGCCCAAGAUUCUGUACUAUAUUUUAAAAAGUUUCAGAUCAUUCCCACCGCACCUCAAUAGCGCUACAAUUCAUCAACCUUCUCGAACUUAUGGAGGAACAACUAUUUGUUAUGCAUUCCUGGCUGCUAAACUUCUACACAGAGAACGACCUAAUUCUAUAUUUAUCACUUUCCUUUCCCAAGGAUCUUGUGAAAUUCCAAUCGAUACAAAAGUUAGGAAACUGGAUAAUGAUAAAAUGUUCGUCGAAGUUUCGCAAAAUGGCAAAACCUUGUCUCGGGCAUAUGUGAAAAAGAAUGCUAUAAGUGAUUGGACAACAUUGGAAACUAAUCGAAGAUUGAUUGAUGGACAGGUAAAAGCACCGGAAUUUUAUAAAAUUGAUGAUGAAAAUUCACGAAAACUUCAAAAUAUUCAAAGCGAAACUGCAUGGAAAGAGAGAAAAGAUGUAUAUUCAAGUCCUUUUGAUGUUAGAUUGGUAGAAUAUGGAAGUUCUGAUGGAUGUAAAGAAGUGUCUAUGAUAUGGGUUCGACUUCCUGUGAAUCAAAGACGUAAGUCACAAAAUACCGUAGUAGUGGAACACUUUUAUCAGUGCACUUUUUUAAAACAAAAAAUGCUCACUGUGGUGUGGUUAUCAGUUGUUUAUCGAAGUUCAAAAACCAAUCGUAUAAAGUAACAUAUUUACCCCCAGGAAACAUCAACAUAAAAACUAUAUCUGCGGAAGGACUUGUGAUGUAUAUUUCGGAUUAUUAUAUAAUUCAACCAGCAAGUAUAUUUCUUCGAAAACAUGGAAGAUAUUUCAAAGCAAUUGUUUCUCUCAAUCAUAGUGUUGACAUAAUUCAACACGAUUUUGAUGUAAAUUUCGACAAACUACACUAUUUUCAGACAACUCUCAAAUUUUCAGCCUUUUCAAUGGUUUUUAAUCCAUUCGACACUCGAAUCAUUUAUUCAAGAUCGUGCAAUUCUUCGAUUCGUCAUUUAUUCCGAAAAUAAACAAGUUAUCGCUUCUGGACGACAAGAAUGCUAUACACCAAGCUGUAUUCAUAAAUUGUAG
Molecule: messenger RNA, 1312 nt
Organism: Caenorhabditis angaria
Lineage: Eukaryota; Metazoa; Nematoda; Chromadorea; Rhabditida; Rhabditidae
Source: the annotation of a GenBank genome assembly